ACCCUCUCUCCGAUCAGCAUACUUUCUCUCACUAAGUUUCAGUUUUCUCUCUCUAAGAAGCUCUUCCCUCUCGCUCGCUCUUCUUCCAUGGCUGGCUCAAGCGCGUUGCUCUCUCUGGCCGCAAUGGCGGUCCUCCUCGUCGGCUUGGCGGUGGCGCAGAGCCCCGCCCCGUCGCCGUCGCCCUCCAUCUCGCCCAAGGCCUCGCCGUCGCCUUCUCCGACGGCUUCCGCCCCGUCUCCCGCCGGCGUCGUCACCUCUCCCCCCUCGCCUCCGCCGUCGUCUCCCGCCCCCGAGGCUCCCGCGCCGGGAUCUACGCCGUCGAUCGCGACGCCGCCGGCCGUGGCGCCCGCUCCUGCUGACAGCGGGGCCGUGAGCAACGGAGUUGGCUUUGCCGGGGCGGUGGCGAUCGGCGCCCUCGUGGCCGGUCUGGUCAUCUAGGCGGUCGCCGGAUUCCUCCUGCUGCUGCUCGCUGGCUACUUUUUAUUUCUUUUUCAUUUUUUAUUUAAUUUUCGAUAUUUUUGUGCGUAGAGAGAUAUGGACAUUGGACGGAUCAUUACGGAGGAUUGAUUAUAUAUUGUUUAUCCGGAGAUCAUGUUAUUAUUUAUUGUUAAUAAUAUUCGUUCAUUUAUUUUCUUGGUGA
This is a messenger RNA of Eucalyptus grandis, 640 nucleotides long. RefSeq names its product classical arabinogalactan protein 1-like. The coding region runs from base 88 to 438 and encodes 116 amino acids. The transcript is spliced from 2 exons. The record is from RefSeq and is a predicted model, not a curated record. NCBI's taxonomy places the organism in Eukaryota, Viridiplantae, Streptophyta, Magnoliopsida, Myrtales, Myrtaceae.